This is a messenger RNA of Camponotus floridanus (Florida carpenter ant), 15796 nucleotides long. RefSeq lists its product as uncharacterized. Bases 165 to 15302 code for a protein of 5045 amino acids. NCBI's taxonomy places the organism in Eukaryota, Metazoa, Arthropoda, Insecta, Hymenoptera, Formicidae. Gene Ontology annotation, biological process: synaptic vesicle endocytosis. The record is from RefSeq and is a predicted model, not a curated record. The transcript is spliced from 51 exons.
UCACUAUUCGUUGCUAUUCAGUGUAAUGACAGUUUUCUGAUAUCCCAUUCCAGGUUUACUGUAAUGAUAAACAUAAAAACAUGAAAGAGAUUCGCACGUCAAAAUUUCAAUAUACUUUAUAUCCGCGUGUUUAAUAGAGACUAAAGGAAAUAAUACCAUACAUCAUGGAAAACAAUGAAGCAACCAAUGUUACGAUCUCAUCUUUCUUUGAAACAGCCUUUUGGAAUUAUUCCGAUCAUGUUAUCUUGGAUGAUCUUAAAAUGGACAGCAACUUUAUAUGGUUGCUUUGUUCCUUAGUAUCUGCUAUAUCCUGGAUUGUUUAUAUUGCUUAUUAUAAUAGCAGAGUGGCUGGUUACAUAUUAACAAAAUUAUUAAAUCGAUUUGUUAUUAGAGAUGGAUAUGUUAAAGUUGGUUCCUUUACACUAAGUGCUUUAAGUGGAAAAAUAAUGUUUAGAGAUAUAGUUUAUAUUACAAUGGAUUAUAGCUUUAGAAUUCAGGAUGGUUGGCUUAUAUUUAGAUGGUGGAGAAGCUAUGUCCCCAAAGAUGUAUCAGAAGAUCUUUCACACUCUGAUACACGAUUGUCAGUUAUGUUAAAUGGAUUUGAAUUACAUGUCUACAAUCGCUGUCAACUUUACACACAAUUGGAAAAAUCUUUUGGUCUCAUACCACAAAUGUUUCCUGAUGAGGAAGAUCACAAUAUAAACAUUGAUGAUCGGGAUGGGGAGUCUAUAAAUAAUGCAGCUAAUGAAACUCGUCAUUCGCAAAUCAAUGCAAUGGACGUAUCUCGUCAUGUAGAUAAUAUUAGAAAGAAGGAAGCUCAUGUAAUUGCGCGUACUUGGAGAGAUCUGAUACCAGUUAUUAAAUUAGACAUUUGCACAGGAAGACUGGUAUUUGGUAAUCGUUUAGUACCAACUACAUUAUCUAUUACUGUGGAGGAAGCGCAUUUUGUUUAUUCCACAAAACCUGCGGCAUCUAGGCACGAUCAUUUUAUGCACUUUACCAAGUGCAAGGCAGAGAAUUUCAAAGUUAUUUUGGCCCCAAGCCCAAAAUACACCGGGAUGGUUGACGAUCCCCCCAGAUACAUGGGAGAAGGUUUCGUUGUUUUAAGUUCAAACAAUAUGGAGGUUUACUAUUACAUGGACGAACCAGGCGUUGUACCAGAACAUCCCGAAAUGAUACAAUUGGUAAACGGAGAUAUGGUUGAAGCGAUGCCCCCUAUAUGGGGUAUUGAUAUCAAAUGUGGAAAGGGCACGGAUUUCAGUUAUGGUCCAUGGGCUGAUAGACAACGGGAGCAUCUAUUUAAAUUUUUUUUUCCUAACAAUUACCAGUCAUUGAAGGUUACGAAAUCACCUAAACCAGGAGAUAAAAGACAGGUUCAAUCGUUCGACAUUAGAUUAUCGACACUGAAUGAAGCGACAAUUGAUAUACUUUUCAGUAAAAAUAGAGAAACCAAUGCAGUUCAUGUUAAUGUAGGACCAGGAUCAUACCUGGAAAUUACAAUGCCAUGGAUAGUAUUACAGGAUGGAUAUACCACCAAGAUAACGGGUCAACUUCUACAUUUGGAAGCUACUACUAGUCUACAAUAUCGAAGUUUGGUUGAAAGUGAGACCUUGGAAUUUGGAGUAAAGUGUCAUUAUCCCAUUAGAUGGAAUGAUCAUCAAGAGUGGACACUAAAUUUAACUGGAUGUAAAGCUACUGCUAAUUUAGUCUAUUUGCACAAAGAUUUUUUUCAAGAUAUGAUCAAUGAUUGGGCGAGCAAAGCAAGACCUGACAUUUUACACUUUGUUCCAUAUACUUGGAAAUUUAGUUUACUAUUGAAAGAGUUUGAACUGAUUACAGUUUGCAAUGAAUAUAAUUGGAUCGAUUGCUCAUCCCAGAAUCAAGAGAAUGCGCACAUUGCUUUCUGCGGGGAAUUUUUUGAUUUAUCGUUUGAUCUUCCAUUCGUAGAUUUUUUGCCUGUUACGAUACCAUUACGUUUUUGGAUUCAAGGAGAAAGCGUUGAUCUUUCGUUUUAUUUACCAGAAGUUAAUACCAAUCGUAUUAUUUUACUAUCGCUAGAUAAAAAUGCAAAGAUCAUGACGCGCGAUGGAUCUCAAAAGCAUUUGCACGAAUUGAACAGAGGCAAGAAAUGGAGAAACUUUUGUCAAAAGGAAUCGGGGUGGGUCGAUUGUUGGUCUGUACCAAUUGUAGCGUUGAGUAUCAACUAUACUUAUCAUUUAUGUCCACCCUUGGGUCCUACUCCACAAGCCAAUAUAACAACUCCGGAAAAGGAAGAGAUUCUUUUGUCUCCUAUGCGAAUUCCUAAAUGUAGAAAAUCACCAGGUUUACAGUGGGCAAGAAGUGGUGCGCAAAAGUUUGAUCCACAAUCUAUAACGCCUGAUAAAGUUAGCGUGGAACUUGAAAUCGGUCCAUCCGUAUUGAUUUUAUACGGCUCCUUGCUAAAAAAUUUUAUGCACUUAAAAGAAAACAUAUUUGGAGAUUAUCAAACAUUUACUGAUAUGCAACAAAGUAGAACUAGUUCAACACCGAUUAACGCAGAAAGAAGCAAAGAUAAAGAUGUACAAAAUAGCAGUGUCGAGGCAUCCGUGGAAGAUGAGGAAUUAAAAUCCAAGCCAUUUGAUCCGAGAGAUUACAGAUCCUUAGAAGUGACCGUCGGUGUUACUAUGCAUGACAUUCAAGCUCAUUUAAUUAAGAAUUGCAAUGAAAACGACCCGUCGUGUCCGAUCAUAAUCUUAGAACGUUUCGGAUUCGAAAUGAGAAAAAGUUAUAAAGAAACACAACUACAAUUAUUGCUCUCUCCCGCCAUUGCUCUACUUACGGAUAACGUGGUGAGAUCGAGCAAGGAACACCAUUUAAAUCAAGGACAUUUAAUGUUGAGCGCGUUACAAGUCAGGGGGCAUGCUAUGUUUAGCAACGAGGGAAGAAGCUUAGAUCAGGAGACAUUGGAGUAUGCAUGGUUGAUUGAAGUGCAAUUGGGCAAAUUAAGCGGAAAAAUCACCUCUCCUCAAUUACAUCACUUUGUUACGUCAUUAGAGACCUUCCUGUUGAUGGCAAAAAAUACUGAAAACAAUUUACGUCCACCCAAUUUACCGUUUCAAUGUCAUCACGGCCUCCCUCCCCUACAAUGCCCAGAGAGCGAUGUCGACAAACAUUAUAGAUGCCCAAGUUCCGAGGAUAUUAAGUAUCGAAUGACGAGACUAUCUAUAGAUGCCGUUGAUUUAUAUCUACAAGAAGCGGGUACCGCCUUACAAUUUUGGAUAUCUCCAAUUCGUGUUGCCACUUGUAAUCUUCAUGGGCACCAGGUCAAAUCGGGCAUCACUGCUGUUCUACCUACAAUAUCGAUUCGACAAUUUGUAUCCGCGGCAGAUUACUUCGCAAAUACAAGUAAUACUAAUACAACAGGCAGCGGAAGAUCUCAUAAUAAUGCAAGCAGUCGGAUGUCAGGUAUUUUUCGCGAUGGAUCAGAUAUAUGGCUUGAAGUAGGAUCGAUAUCUCUGGGUCCGGUUAUUUUAGAAGCUGCGAUUUCUCUCCCAGCUCCGGAGCAUAAUUUGCAUUUAGUACAAAAUAAAUAUCUAAAGAUGCAUGACGAGGCAACGAAACGCUUGUGGUUUUUGUGGCUGCAGGAGAGCGGGGUAAAGGCAACAAAGUGCGGCUGUAUAGGAGGUUGCGUAUUCUUCGGUAAUAAUCGAAAUGGACCGAGAUUUUUCAAGCCGAGCUAUCAAGAUCUUCAGGAUGGUAUCAAUAUCGCUGCUUACAGAAUUCAUGAACCUGGUAAAGAGAAAGGAUUUGGGCAAUCUAUUUUACACGAUAGGCAAUUGGUAUUCCACACACCGCCGUAUAGUUUACAAGAUAUAUCUUUGCAAGAUAUAUGUCAUCCUAUGACAGGAUUAAAAGUAACCCUCAAUCAAGAUGGUUCGCAAAUUACGAAGAAGGGCAUUGAACGUCCGAAAUCUGUGACAGAUCAUAAUAAGGAAGAAAAUAUUAGUACAAAAUUAAACGUUGCAUCUGCAAGUCCAUUGAUACCUAGUGGUGACAAAAAACCGCUGGACAGAAGAUUUUCUUACACAUCAAUGCGUGGGCCGAAUGUAAAAGAUGUACCGUAUUCUCGUUUGAUUGACGCUAGUCCAGUGACACAGCUACCUCAAAAAUUAGAUUCGGAUUCUAAACUGAACGUAGAACGAAGUAAAUCCAUUUUAAAUGUACCGGAGAUCGAAACUGCACCCAAAAGUAGCGUGUCUGAUUCCAAAUUAGCUGUAGACUAUUUUACUGCAACGGAAAAUAUGGAAACUGAAUCUGCGAGUAGUCCGCAAUCUUUACCUGUGGUUCCAACUGAAUUCAAUAUCUCUGCAUCUACAUGUUUGACCGAAAAAUAUGAACAACGUGAAGGAGUGAAUGUAUCAGAUUCUCAUCAUUCGUUAUAUGCGAGGACAAACUCGGAAGAGCGACUGAAGCAGGAGGUGCAACGUACGAUAUCUAUGUCAUCGGAAAAUCAUUCGGAAGCAUUUUAUUCGGCUGAUGAAGAUAUGAGCCACGGAUUAAGUGGAAGUCGAACAUCCAGCUUACGCCAAUCCAUCGUCGGUUCUGGUUGUGUCUUAAAUCGCAAUGACAGCAUGAAGAAAAAAUUCUCGUCAGACUUGUCUAUCGUCGAGAGCUCGACCAAUAUGAAUCACUCAGUGGCAGACAAGGCGCAUACGUUGGAGAGAGCGAAAACACAAAUAUUAAAUUCAAAAAGAAGCCCUAGGAUCAACAGAAAUGCCAGUUUUCAAAAUGAAAUUGAUCCAACUGAAAGUGGUCGCGCUAUGCAAGACUCUUCGGAUAGUCAUUCGGUAUCAUCGACUAGUUUUAUCUCCGCUGUAUCGUCACAAGAAGAUGUCACGCUUGUAAAUUUGCACAUGCAAGUGAACAAGCCAAUCGUAGAUUCGCCGUUAUUGAUGUCCAGUUACGUCAGCCACUUGACACAGGUCCGCUGUACAAAUUGGAAUCAAUCCUCAUUACCUGCGGGUGGCGAUGCUUUUACUACUCCUGUAUUUCAACGUAUGGAAGAUGGUAGAUUAGUUUAUGUUGGUGGACGAUACGUGCCAAAACUUGAAACGGUCACCGAAGGUUUUACAUCGUUGAAAAUGAUAACACGUUCUGAUGGUUCACCUAUUGUAGGUUCAUCUAAUAAAACGCCUACACAUCCUUACUUGUGGGACGAUGUAUCUUUAAAUCGAACAGAAGGCGAAGAGGAUAGUGCGAUGCAUAACGAGGAGGAAUUAUUGGCAAUAUUGCACGAAACUGGAUUACGUACAACGGUUAUCGUCAAAUUUAAAGGAGACGUCGAUAUUAUGUUAAGCCCCAUGGUUCUAGAAUCGCUUCAACGUUUCAUCGAUAGUAUUAUACCAACCUUGGCUAGUCUCCAUCCAUUAACGAUCUUAAAUCAUCUUCACAAUGAAUGCAUAAGCAAAGUAGAGAAUGCAAACAUUUUAAAACAAGAUCAGAGUUUAUCAUAUUGGAGUCAAGUUCAAACUAGUUCAAAACGAUCGACAGCAGAAAGAAAUCUUAAAAAUGGUCAAGGUGAUGACAAAUGUAAGAUUGCGCUACAAACGAAUGUUUAUGAAGAAAGUAUUACGACACAAGUACAAGGCAGUAUUAUUUUACCGAAGUUGAACUUAACAUUGUUACAAGCAUCCGUUGUUGAAGAGAUUAUAUCUUUUUCCGCGUUAGAAAAUAUCCGUGAUCUGACGUGCGUAUCAUUAUUUGCGAUUUGUCUCGACGAUGUUACUGCUAGAUUUUAUCUGGCGAAACAGGCCCGAGAGGUCGUUCAGAUGUUCCAUAAACCAGCCGCAUUACCGAAUCAGAAGAAAGUGAACAAGAUUAGCAAAGUGUUUUUACCCGGACAUCAAACUACCGCGGUAGUAGCUGAUGUAGGAGGAGAAACGGUGUACAUAGAGACGUCGGAAAAACAACAGGAAGAGAUUGUAGUUACUUUAAAUAUCGGUAAAGCACAUACUCAAUUAAGAAGGCUAAGAAAUGAAUCUUCCAUAUUAAAGGAUGCGGUCAUAACUGCUAUACCUGCUCAUUAUUCGAAAGUAUUAUUUACAUGCACAAGAAUGACAUCGCCGUUAAAGUGUGUCGAUUAUUAUUUACAUCACAUCGACGAUAAAGAAAAGCCAAAUAAACAAACUGGACCACCGCAAGCUACCGAAGAAUUUACUAUGGGAUGCGGAGAGGAUAGAUUGGGAUUUAUCAUGUUUGAAUGCGGUUUAGAGGGAAUUAAAUUGAAGGUAGUGAAGAGAUCUCAGUUUGAAAAAAAUGAAAAUGGUGACAAUAACAAAAAGAAUGAAACUGAAAUACUUUGUACGGAUAGCAUUAAGAGCCAAGAGGAAUUGGAUAAUAAUAUUGCUGCGUCCGCAACAACUACUACAGAGGCGGAAACAAAGCCGGCAAGCGUAUCCGCCAGUACUCAAAUGAAUAUGAGCGCUACAUGCAACAGUCUCACAUCCAAAGUAGCGAAUGGCAAUACCGUAUCGUGCGUUAUCGAGUUGAAAACUGUAUGGUUUAACUUCGCCGCGCCUCCACGUACUCCAAUAACGAGAAAGAUCGAUUACACGAGAUUGGAUUGGAAUUUGCUGAGCACGGCAUCGCCAGCGAUAAAUGCAUGGAUGAAUCCCAGUAACAAAUUUGCAAUUCGGAUUGUUCACAUGUUUAGAACGAUGUAUCGUAGAUCUACCGCGAUUGUCGCUUGUCUCAUGGCAGAAGCAUUGGACGUACAAGGAAUACAUAUGCCCAUAAAGAGUCGUUACGGAAGAUUAACACCGUUGGCCAAAACAUUGCAGGAAGAUCCCUCUUGUCAAUUAUGUAGUAUAUUACAGAAUUACGUUUUAUUAUCUGAAAUCGCAAAUAUUGAAGCCAAUUUGAAAGAAUCCGAUCUACCACUUCUUUCAACACUUCGACAGGGUGUCAUCGUAUUAAGCAGACAAUGGAAGAAUGUACUUUAUACACCACUACUAUUGGAACAUAAUUAUAAAACCAAACACGUUAAACCAUUGAACGUUACAUUUGCUAUGUCAGAUCCAGAUGAGGAGAAUCUAUUAACCGAUGGAGAGGGUAGCGGGGGAGAUAUUGAUGAUCAGGAAGUCACAGAUGAAUGUGCUAUGCUCAUCCACACGGACCAUAUGCAUAAACAUGUACAUAUCAAAGGCGGACAAGAUAAAACAUCAGGUAUAUGUGGUGGUGGCGAUGGUUUGACGGUUCCUGUAAGUUCUCCUCGCGGGAAAGAUACAACUCCUAUAACAACACCGGUUCCAGGCCCGGAUUCAUAUUCCUCUCCCUCUCCGCCUGUAGCUGUUGCAAAGAGAGGAAAAACGUUGCAACAAACGCAAGUACCCGCUAGUGCUCGUGCGAGUAUUGUUUUCCCUUUACUUACCAGCAGUGGACUAUUCGGUCAAACACGAGAAGCGAAUAAUAUAAGCUAUGGAACUUUGAGGGAAGAGAAGACGCCGCAAAUUCAUAUCUCGCAUUCGCAUCAACUUGGCUCCAAUCCUAGCAUUUAUUCUGGAGGUGUAGGUCACGGUAGUCAACAUAGCACUGGAAGCCUAGAACAAGUAACAUCUCCCACAAAUCAUUCUACUAAGCCUAUAAAUACAGGGGAAGAUUUGUACAGCUGGAUGGCAAAGCAGCAAGAAUUUAUAAAAGAUAACGACAAAGAAAAUUUAAAAGGAAAUUGGGUCUUUCGUACAGAGCAAAAAUCUAUGAAGGAUUCAAAAAUCAACACUAUGACUACCGAUGAUACCGAAGAUUCAGAUAUACAGAGCGGUGGUUUUCUAUAUCCAAUGAAAGAUUCUCUCAGAUUAUUAGAUGCACAUCUGAUAUUUGAGCCACUUUUGUCAUCUUUAUCAGUCAUGCCGCAACAGAUGUUAUCAGUUAUUGGAUCAGGAAAUGUAAAUAACAUGUCUUCCUUAGAUUCGUUAGGCUCUAAUUUGUCUCUUGUAGGCAGUAUGGAUACUAUGCGCAUUGAUAUAGUCGUCAGCGAAUUUGGAAAGAUUACAGACAAAAAGAAAAAUAACAAAUAUCAGCCAAAAAAAGGAAGUAAUUCGAAAUUUUAUCUCGACAUACCACCAGAGACGCCAGCGUUUUUAUGUGAAAGAAUUGGCGUAGACAUUGAUGUGAAAAAAAUGGCCGAUAUGACGGUAGACGAUAUGAUACAGAAGCAAAAUGUUUUAUACAUAUCAAGAGGUCAAUUGAAAAAGCAUACUAGCACAGUGGUUAAUAUUAGUCUAAAUAUUCGAUAUAUAAGUCAACAAGUGAAUAUGCCUCUUCUCCGAUUAUUACAUCAAAUAAGUAACAUGUAUCAGAACGUUAAGGAAACGCAGAUGGAAUUGAAAGAACAACAGCCAGAGGGGAAACGAAGCACUAAUGUAAUCGUCAAUGAUGCUACCACGAAAAACGGCUCGUCGUCAACAUCAGAUCUGCAAGAACAGUUUCUCGUUGGUGGCAAAAAGAUGGAAGCGCCACUGCUACGUAGUAGCUUCGUUGAACCUAACCAACCGAAAAUAUUAUCAGGCACGACUGUGCAACGAUCACGACCGCAGAGUUUCGCGCAAAAAUUACGAAGCACCGGUAAAAGCGUGAAGGGAUACAUCAAUUUGAGCGAGGGCGUUAUUACGCCCAGUUUUGGAGCAAGUCCUAGUGGAUCGAAUUUAGAUAAAUGUACGGAUGUGACGUGCAAAGAUAGCGCGCACUUGACGCCACGAUGUUGGAAAACUAUAUAUUACCUUCUCGAUUUAUACGCGACUCGUCCGGAGACUAAGACGAUUACCCAUCGAUUUUCGAUACCAGCGGAAGCGGCGGAACAUUAUAAGAGUGGCAGAAAAUAUGAGAUAUUGAACGAUACUAAGGAUAUUGAUAUUGAAAAAGGAUUGAAUGCGGAGAAUAGCUCAACACCCGUUCCUCCAUCAAGAGAAUUGAAUAUUGUAACGGGUGAAAGAACGAGAUUAAUUAUUUUUGGCGUCGCACGAAUCCAUAGAACCAGAUUAUUAGCCACUUUAAGCGGUCUAAAGCUUGAAGCGGAGAUCACUAGUCUACACGCUAGUCUGACUUGCCGCAAAAAAUCGCGACCCGCAAGUCUAGAAUGCAGUAUGACCGGACAAAUUGGAAGAACUAUGAUUGUUUUACUGGAGGGCGUUGCUCCCAGUCAGCAGACAGUCGUAAAAGUCACUGUUGGAAAAUCUCAGGCUUUAUACUCUAGCAUCACGAGGCGACAAAAGGACAAGAAUAGCGGUUUACUGACCGUCGGAGCUGUCAAUAUCGAUAUACCGCAGCAUCCCGUAGCCUUGCACGGAAUGAUGACAAGAGGUAGCAAGCAAUUAUCGUCGACGCUACAGGAAUUAAGAGUUACUCGAACAUCGUCGAGAAUGUCACGGGGACAGCAACAGGAUGACGUGGACGGUGCUCCAGGUAGUCCGCAUCAUUAUGCGCCGGCCCCAUCGAUGGAUGCGGAAAAAGAAAAACCGCAUACUGUGUCCGGUCUUUUAGAACCUAUUGUUAUGCAAUUCCACAUAAUACUUCAAAGUCUGAGUAUAACCGCGGCACUAUUACCAUCUCUCCAAGCACAGUACAAGAUGGAUCAAGUAAAUAGUUCCGGUAUAACAGGUGGCAAGGCUAAGUUUACCAUAGACUUGCCCCAUCAUAAUUUGAGUUUCACGACGAAGCUGCAAGUAACGGAGGCGAAUCUACCAUCCGAAGCUAGUAUCGAAUUACCUAAAGUGCAUGUUUCGGCCGAAUACGUUCAAGACGGAAGCGGUAACUUGAACGAUAGUAAAUUGGCAGACGGUGUUGUGUUGAGGCAAGGUAGCUACUUAAGUGCAACUGCAGAUAUUGGAGUAUUUGAGCAUUCCUUAACGACGGAUCUCUUAAAUCAUUUAGUAUUUGUACAAAAAGUAUUUAUGAAAGAAGUAAACGAGGUAGUGCAGAAAGUCUAUGGGGGUGAAAAACCAGUGCCAUUGUGGUUCGAAGAUGACGAAUCGACUAAUUCUACUUUAAAACGAAUCUUAUUCUCGCUGAUUAUACGUAUCAAGAGGAUUCAAUUGACUGCAACAACUCCGACAAACUCAGCGGUGCGACUAGAAACCGGCGCGGUCGAAUUUCAAUUAUCCAAUAGAGUGCAAAAUGUUUCUGGAGCUACGCAACCUAAUCCCUACAUGAAAUUAUUCGGCAAAGCCCAAGUUGAUAUUAACUUGAGUCUGGGACAAUUGUUGAAAAACGUCUUGUUCGAAGAAGUGGAGCCCGAAUUCCAGCAGUUUGCUUUCUUCAAUACUAGAAUAGGAUUGCGAAAUGCAUUUCAAGAAGAGAUGGCGCAAGGUGAGGAUAAAGAAGUGGUUUUAAUUACUCUUAAACGGCCGCUGAUUUACAUACAACCGAUGGCCAUCGAUAAAGCUAUACUCGUUUGGUUAAAUUACAAAAAUGCAUACGAGUAUUGGAACGAAAAGAGAUCCAAUUUAAAUAAAGAGGUAUUAACCGCCACCCAGCAAGUGUUUGAGAAGGUUCCGUUCGGACAGCUAACCAGUCAGCUCAGCGCGCCUCAUCUCGGAACAUUAUUUUUGCAAUUAACAGUCGAUGAUAUGGGUAUUUGUGUACCACUUAAUCCCUUACCGCCAAAUAAUUGGAGAUUAAACAGAGGUCUUUAUGACGGAGAAUCACGAGGCGCUGUUGUAGUGACGCUUGAAAAUACAAGCAUAUCCGCAUGUAGCAGCGGUAGCCUAGUUAGUAAAGGAAGAUUUGUAGGAUUAUGUUUGAGAUUUGCAGAAGAUUUUGAAACUUCUUUGGAUGAUUGGAAGCCAGAUAUGACUGAUAGCAAUAUAAUGAAUUUAUGUGUUGUAUCAGAAGGUACUUACGAAGUAUGUAGUAGAACUAUCGCGCAGAAACAAGACAAGUCUGAUAAUGCCAAGUGGUUUUUAAAUGUUCAAUGGCAAAUGGAAGGAGUUGAUAUUCAUCUUGAUGUUAGUGUGGGACAACAGCUCUCGGCUCUUGGACAUACAUUAACGAUGUUAACUGGUUCUGAAGAGGAAGAUGAUCUUCACGUUCCUCCGGAUUAUGAUAGCGACGAUGGUGAUCAACCGGAAAAUAGCACUAGCCAGGUUAAAAAAAAAGAAAGCAUAUUAAUGAAAAAAUCGAAAAAUUGGACGGAUAGUCUACCAGCAUUCAUUUUCGAUCCUACACUUGAUGCAAAGAAGAGAUCGCAAUUGAUAGAGAAGGAAAUGAACGAACAAGCUAAGAUUAUAAAUGAUUUGCGAUCAUUGGGCGCUUCGCAUGGAACAAUCGAGCAAGAAAUGAAACGUCUACACGAAUUAGAAGCAAUGGUAUUUAAAGACUUUAGAAGAGAUAUGAUUCAAAAGUUAAGAAGGCAAUCGGUUAAAGCUUCCGGUAUUAAGGGUAAAUUAGGUCUCAGUAGUAAAGCGAAUGCGUAUCGUUCGAGAUCAUUUAUUGUACCUUCACCUACGCCAGAACAUCAUUUAGAAAGUCCGGAAGAUAUUAAUACGGAAAUUAAUUCAGCAAAUUCGGCUAGUUAUGAAAGUAGCCCUAGAAGCGGUCCCAGUCGAUCAGCUUCCCUGCGUGUAAAAGGACUUGGUGGACCACGAGUUACUUUUAGUGAUACACAUACAAUGGGAAGACAAUCAUCCUUACCAAGUGCUAGUUCUGACUUGAGUUUACCAGAAGGAGAGUUGGAAUGGCCAGAGACUAUUGAGAUAGAAGGAGAACGAGUUGAAUUGAGAAAAAAGAAUAGAGAUACUAGUUGUACAUCUAGUUAUGAUAGUAUGGAGGGGAAUGCACCGUUACUCGAUUCAUUUGGGAAAGAGCAAGCUUCAUCGACAUCAUCCCCAUACAUUACUUCUCAAAAAACUCAAGAACCAAAUAUAGACUUUGAACUCGAUGUCAAAGUUUUAAUUAAUAGUGGGAAAUGUGUAUUGCAUACAAAAGAUCCAGCAAGAGAAGAUGAAAUUAAAUUUUUGAGUAGAAUGAAAAAAGAAAGAUCAUGUUCCGGUGGUAUGUUUGAAUUUCAAUCUGGCAGUCCCAAUAGCAGUAGAAAACACUUGAAUAGUAAAGAGAAACCGUCGACAACUAGUACAUCUCGAUUGAGAUAUUUGCAGCAUACAAAUGUGCCUUUAGUAGAUUUAACAAUUUUUCAUAUUCCCGGUUUAGAUGUUAAGGUUCAUUACGAAUCGAAAACUCUUCCAGAAGAAUCAUUAUCUCCUCGCGUAUCUGCUGAAAAUAGUUUGUUAAAUCCAAUCACGAUGACAAUGUUCAGAAAAUCUAGUACUAAAAAAGCCAGUCUGUUUGCUUGGAUGACUCUUCAAAGCAUUCCAGAGGAAACUAUCAUUAGUCCUCAUAUUCUUGAAUUUUUAGAGCAAACUCUAGAACCAAUUCCGAGCAAGAAUAAUUUUCAGAGCAACGCGCAAACGAGUGCUACCGUUCUAUUGGAAAAUACAGAAAACACAUCAUGGGCUGCCACAGCUGCGAAUAGCAAUUAUGUUUAUGCCAGUUUCCCCGUUGACGUUAUAGUGUAUUUUCAUAUGCAGCCAUCUACGUUUAGAUUCUCGUGUUUACCAGUUUCACGAGUAGAAUGUAUGCUGCAAUUACCAUCCCUCGACAUUGUGUUCUCGUCGAAACGGGCCGAGGAAGAAUUGAUAGAAUUUCGGGAAUUUAAAUCUCAAACAACGGGAAAGGAAACGGGCUCAGCUAUUGGUGGAUUAUCCGUCACCGGUUGUUUAGCGGAUUUCUCGGUUUAUAUUUUUCAUCCCUACGGUGGUGGGAAGAAGACAGGACUAAAGGAAGCACAAUGGUCACCCUUGUCGGACAGCGAGAGGAAAGAUUCAUUGAGCAUCAAUGUCGAAUUUGUAAAAUUUCAUUUAUCGAGAAGCAGGAAAUUAAACUUUCAAAGCGAACAACUCAAGAAACUUUCGGAUACUAGCCGUGCUGUCAUACGAUUCUCAACAAUUAUCGACAUUGGAUCUGCCUCGUUUAAAUACGAUAUGCGUCGAUUAACAGAAAUUCUAGCUUUUCCAAAAGCAUGGUACAGACGUAGCAUAGUAAGACGCUUGUUUCUGGGAGAUUUAAGUUCAGGUACUGCAUACUCAGAAGGGGAUGGGAGUCCUUCGUUAAAUCAAGAAGAGGCAGUGAUGGGCAGCUCAUUGUUGAAGCAUUACGAUAGACAUACAUGCGAUUCGUUAUCAAAGAGUGCACCUGAAAGAAGUCCUGUAUUAAAUAGAGAAAAAUUGAAGUUAAGUUUGGAGAACGAUAUGCCAAGACCCGCGCGAUUAAAAGAUAUUGGAAGAGCAUGGAGUUUUACCACGGACAAGCAAAUAUCGUCGGAGAUUAAAUUGAGAGAAUCCGCAUGGGAAACAUUAGUGUUAUUCGCGGUGAACUUUACGCGUUUAAAUGUGCAUAUGAAUAUGGGUAACGUGAUGGGCAAUGUUAGUUGGAUGACAAAAGAUUUCAGAUCGGAUGGUAGAUUGUCUAUUGGCAGCACAGGACAUAAAAAUCUAUACAUAGGCAUUGGUUUAGGAGGAUCAAGUCUCGAUGCGAAAGGUGGUAUAGUCGGUGGGACAAUCGAAUUGAGUAGAAUCGAUACUUACAUACAUAUUCGAGAAGAACCUGGAAUAGAACCUGAUCAUACAGUUGGAUUGAAAUUAUUUGCAUUAGAAUUACGAUUAGAUUAUAUGGGAACAAGUGUGUUAAUGUCCCGAGUGUCUUCGUUGGACGUUACUCUUAGAGAUGAGUGGAAAAUUAAUCGUAGCAAUAACGGUGAUGCUUUUAUGCCAACACGAAGGCCUGCCAUCAUUUUUAUGCACGGUGAUCUGGGUUGGGAUCAAUUACAAAUCAUGAUCAGUAAAUCAACAACGGCCGACUUGCUGAAAAUGUUUUACAAACUGGACGAAUUCUUUAGUCAACAAUUUAAAAGUAGCAAACGCGUAUUUAGCUCGUUGCAACCGAAACAUCAAAGGAUAAAUAACAGCAGUUUUAAAAAGAGGCAACAAAAGAAGAGAUCCGAUGGAGGUCCAUGGAACCUAAACCAGACUGCAAUAUCGGAUGCUAGACAUCAUAGACACUGGCAAAGAGUAUUAGUUCAAGUAGCUGGUCUUCAAUUAGGAAGCUUAAGAUUUUCUUUGCCGUCAACCGGUACUGUCCUCGGUGGCACAAUGGAACUUCAUGGAUCUAAUAUUAGCUUAGCAUGUUUCCAUGGUAUUAAUUUCAAAAGCAAGAGCUGGGCUUUAUUUUCAUUGAAGGAACCUUGUAUAAGUUUCGCUACGGAAGCCCAGGAAAUACCAAGUGUCGAAACGCCCAAUACAUACGAUGUUCAUGUCGUACAAACGUUGACCAUCAGUCUAGGUCACCAACAGGAACAACACGCGAGACAUCAUUCCAUGGCAACUGUCUGUAGAUUAAGUCGAAGUGUUUUAUUUCCACCGCAAUUUAAAUCUUUACAAGAAUGGUUUCAUUAUGCAUUUGCUAGUAGCGAGAUCGAUGCGGUAGAUAGAUUUCCGUGCGUAGAAAGAGAUAAAAUGGAAAAUAUGUCGGUGGACGGUAAUAAUACGUCACGUGGAAGAAGUACAUCCGCAACAUCCGGCAAGCUCCAGGAACAUUCGCACACGCGAGAGGUGAUAUUUGCUUUGCCUUCGUUGCAGUUGCAUCUGAAAACUGAACAUUUACAAACUGCCAGAACGCCAGACGUUAUAGGACUUCCUAAGCAUAUUUUAUACAGUGAGAAGCCAUUAGUCGAGUGCAGUUUUAUAACAGAGUUUGAAGAUCAUAUAUUUGUUACCGUCGACGCUGAAGCCUUUUUCUUUUUACAUGAUCUCAUUACAUCGUAUGUGAAAGAAAAGGAGAGAGUGCACACCAUGCAAAACAUGGGUGCGAGAGCACAUAGUCCUGAUCAGCAAGAAAGAAAAAAUACAAACGCGAGUACCACGGCUAAUGUAUCCGGUGUAUCUAGCAUUACUUCAGAAGAUGAGAGGAAACGGAAACAAUUUGAUCCGGCUGAAAUGUUUAUAAAAGAUUGGCGAUCGUAUAGGUGUAAAACGUGGCACUUAGAACCAACAGUAAGGCUACUCUCGUGGGCAGGUAAAAGUAUAGAACCUUAUGGCAUUGAUUACAUCCUCCAAAAAUUGGGAUUUUCUCAUGCACGUACGACGAUUCCAAAAUGGAUACAACGAGGCUUUAUGGAUCCUUUAGACAAAUUGCUUGCCGUUCUUAUGUUAAGAAUGGUAUUAGCCGUUCGUGAAGAACCAUCGGACGAACAAAAAGAACAUAAAAGAGAAAAAUAAUACCAAAUUGAUUUUUUUUUCCUAUUACAUACAUUAUAUACAUUUUCAUAUUAUUAUAUACAUUUUGCUUUUGCAAAAGCAUCAAAUGUGAUCUCUCCCUUCUGUGUAUUCGAAUUAUAUUAACAAUGGUGCAAUGAUAGGCAUAAGAACGACAUAAUAAUAAUCAAUGUUACUUCAAAUGCGAUAAAGAAGUCUGUGCAUAAAGUAACGUCAAGCCUAUGUAUAAAUCUUUUUUUAUCGUUUAUUUAAAGUAGUUUAUAGAUUUUCAAAUAAACGGUAUUAUAAUGGUAUAAUUGGAAUAAAUAGAACCAUAGUGGUUGAUAAUAAUCGUUCUUCGUGAAGAACAAUGUGAAAUACUUAUAUUUAUAAAACUGACGUUCAGACAUAUAUGCGAUAAGAUUCAAUAUAGAGAAUUGUAAAUGUAAUUAGAAUAAAACGUAAAAUGAUGUGUAUUUAAGCAAUCAUAUAUUGCUAAAAUAUAUAUAGCACAUAUA